UGUUUUUUUUCCUUUUAGGUCACGGGAGGCUCCAGCGGCAUCGGGAAGUGCAUUGCUAUCGAGUGCUACAAACAAGGAGCAUUUAUAACUCUGGUUGCGCGGAAUGAAGACAGGCUGCUGCAGGCAAAGAAAGAAAUUGAAAAACACUCUAUUAAUGAUAAACAGGUGGUGCUCUGUAUAUCAGUGGACGUAUCUCAAGACUAUAGCCAAGUCGAGAAUGUCAUAAAACAAGCGCAGGAGAAACUGGGCCCAGUGGACAUGCUUGUAAACUGUGCAGGAAUGUCACUUUCAGGAAAAUUCGAGGAUCUUGAAGUUAGUACUUUUGAAAGACUAAUGAGCGUCAACUACCUGGGCAGCGUGUACCCGAGCCGAGCCGUGAUCACCACCAUGAAGGAGCGCCGGGUGGGCAGGAUCGUCUUUCUGUCCUCCCAGGCGGGGCAGGUGGGACUGUACGGUUUCACCGCCUACUCGUCGUCCAAGUUUGCCAUCCGGGGACUGGCCGAAGCUUUGCAGAUGGAGGUGAAGCCGUAUAACGUCUAUGUCACAGUCGCCUACCCACCUGACACAGACACCCCUGGGUUUGCAGAAGAAAACAAAACAAAACCUUUGGAAACCCGCCUUAUUUCAGAGACCACAUCGAUUUGCACACCAGAGCAAGUGGCCAAACAAAUCGUUAAAGAUGCCAUACAAGGAAAUUUUAACAGUUCCAUCGGCUCCGACGGGUACAUGCUCUCGUCCCUGACCUGCGGCAUGGCUCCGGUCACUUCUAUCACCGAAGGACUCCAGCAGGUGGCCACCAUGGGUCUCUUCCGCGUGCUCUCUCUGCUUUACCUCGGAAGUUUCGACACCAUAAUCCGUCGCUGCAUGACAGAAAGAGCAAAAUACGAAAUCACAGACAAAACUGCCUAAACCUGACCCCUCGGGAAAAGAGUGCUUCUGAAUAAUGCGAGCAGCUCGCUGCUAAAUGGGACCCAGCAUUUUGGCCUACAGACACUUAGGUAUCGCUUUUGAACAUGGGAGGUUGGACCAGCGCUCUCCGGCAAGCGGGCAGCAGUGGCGGGGUAGAAGUCCAAGGCCGGACGAUGUUGUUAACACUAUGCAAACGUGGACGAGGAGACCGUCUGAGUCUCUGACACAGAGAGACGAUGACGGCGUGAGACCUGACCGUGGGCGAGCAGGGCGGGCGACGGGCUUCCCGAGUCCUCAUUUACAGUUUUUUUCUAGUUAUCCUUUUGUUUCCCCAUGAGACCCCGUCCAGACGUGUACUUUAUGACACCUAAGAAGUCGUGAGGACUUUUAAAACCUUCCAUGAAAGACGGUUUAUGGGUUCCUGCCACCACCCCACCCCCCUUUUUUUCUUUUGAACGCGGUGUGUUUUUUAGUCAAGAUGAGUUUUUACGCAUCGCCGGCGAGUCGGGACGCAUCAUAACGUCCCCGACUCCCCGUGCUGCUGGUGGACGCCGGUGGCUUCUCUUGCCCUUUGAUCCCAUAAGACGACGAGGGUGGCGGGAGAAGGCAGCGAGGUGAAGGGAGAGGAGACAUUUUCCACUGAGAAAAAUAGCGCUUUCCCGUCUUCUUUAGGUGUGAAUACUUAGGGCUCCGUCACCUUUCGCUCACGGGGACAGGCAGCUGCCGACAAUGUUUUCUGGAGAGAAAUAAAAUCGUAGAAGCUUUAA
Molecule: messenger RNA, 1676 nt
Organism: Pteropus alecto (black flying fox)
Lineage: Eukaryota; Metazoa; Chordata; Mammalia; Chiroptera; Pteropodidae
Gene: KDSR
Product: 3-ketodihydrosphingosine reductase
Exons: 9
Coding region: 259-909 (216 amino acids)
Biological process (GO): sphingolipid biosynthetic process
Cellular component (GO): endoplasmic reticulum membrane
Molecular function (GO): 3-dehydrosphinganine reductase activity
Source: RefSeq, a predicted model, not a curated record